UCUGUGUUGUUGUUUCUCUUCUUCUUCAGUCAGUGGAAGCUAUGAUGGAUUGCUAGAAGAGAAUACGCACGAAACCACGCUUGAGAAGCCAUGAGAAUGUCAUCAGCUUCCGCCGGGGAAUACCGGCCUGCCGCCGUGAGUCUCAGCAGUAGCGGAGGUGGUCAACGAGAUGCUGAGUCUCUGUUUCGCACGAAACCAAUGUCGGAGAUUCGAAAUGUGGAGUCGGCGACUAGGAAGAACAUCGAGGAUAAGAAAGAGGAGCUUCGGCAACUCGUGGGGACUAGGUACCGUGAUCUAAUCGACUCAGCUGACUCAAUUGUUCACAUGAAGUCGCUCUGUGAGUCGAUCUCAGCCAAUAUCUCUUCGAUCCACGGUAACAUUCGAUCGCUUUCUUCUUCUUCUGUAGCGGAAACUCCUAAGCUUGCUAGCCUUAACCCAGUACGAGUCAAUGUCUAUGGGAUCGCUUGUCGUGUUAAGUAUUUGGUGGAUACGCCGGAGAAUAUAUGGGGAUGCCUUGACGAGUCGAUGUUUCUUGAGGCUGCGGGGAGGUACAUGCGUGCUCAGCAUGUGCAGCAGAGACUGAUCAAGUUGGAGGGAUGUGGCGGUGGUGGUGCAGCUGAGGUGGAUCAGAGUAAGCUGUUGGCGAAUUUUCCACUUUUGGAGCACCAAUGGCAGAUAGUUGAGAGUUUCAAGGCUCAGAUUUCGCAGAGGAGCCAUGAGCGGCUUCUGGAUCCGGGUUUAGGACUGGGAGCUUACGUGGACGCCUUAACUGCGGUCUCGGUGGUUGAUGAGCUUGAUCCAGAGCAAGUGCUUGAGUUGUUUCUAGACUCGAGGAAGACUUGGAUUCUGCAAAAGUUGAAUGCUUGUACUGGUGAGGAUGCCGGUGAGGUCGUUUCGGUGUUUUGUGAUGUGUUAAGUGUGAUUCAGGUUACAGUGGGACAAGUUGGGGAACUCUUCUUGCAAGCCUUGACUGAUAUGCCUCUAUUUUAUAAAACAAUCUUGAGUACCCCUCCAGCUUCUCAACUGUUUGGUGGAAUUCCGAAUCCAGAGGAGGAGGUUGGGUUGUGGAAAUCCUUCAGAGAUAAGCUGGAAUCCGUCAUGGUCAUCCUUGAUAAAAAUGACGUUUCUAAGGCUUGUCUGACUUGGUUGAGGGCAUGCGGUGGACAGAUUGUCGGUAAGGUUAGUGGGAAGCAUUUGAUUGAAGCUAUAGUUACUGGCUCGGAGCUUGGAUCAGCAGAAAAGUUGAUAAGGGAGACCAUGGAUAGCAAAGAUGUCUUGAGGGGUAGUUUGGAUUGGCUUAAAAGUGUUUUCGGGUCCGAGGUAGAGCUGCCUUGGAAUAGAAUCCGAGAGCUUGUUCUUGGGGAUGAUUUGAACCUAUGGGAUGAAAUAUUUGAGAAGGCCUUUGUGGAAAGAAUGAAAUCUAUUAUUGACUCCAGAUUUGAGGAUUUGGCUAAAGCUGUCAAUGUAGCAGAUUCGGUACAUGCUUAUAGCGAGAUUACUGGUGAGAAAAUCAACUUCCAAGCUUACUUAAACAGACCUUCUACAGGUGGUGGUGUCUGGUUCAUUGAGCCUAAUGCAAAGAAAGUUGGUCUUAUUUCCGGAAAUAAAUCAUCACCUGAAGAAAGCGACUUCCAAAGUUGUCUAACUGCGUACUUUGGUCCCGAAGUUAGCCAAAUGAGAGAUGCAGUUGAUAGGCGCUGCCAGAGUGUUUUGGAAGACCUCCUAAGCUUCUUCGAGUCAGAAAAGGCAGGUCCAAGGUUAAAGGAUCUUGCCCCAUACGUGCAGAAUAAGUGUUACGACAGUGUAUCAGCACUUCUUGCAGAUAUAGAUAAAGAACUUGAAUUUCUCUGUGCUGCCGUGAAGAAAGAGAACAAGGACAGUGAAGCAAUUCCACCUGCUAUAAUAAUUGAGAAAUCACUUUUUAUGGGACGCCUUUUGUUUGCAUUGCUGAACCACUCAAAACAUGUUCCUGUAAUUCUCGGUUCUCCAAGAUUGUGGUGUAGAGAAACUAUGACUGCAGUUUCUGAUAAGUUGUCAUCCUUGUUGAGGCAACCAAGAUUUGGCUCGAAUACUGCAGUCACUGCUGACAGCCCUGGAAAGCAAUUGCAUACUGAUCUUAGAAAGCAAACUUCAUUAGCUGUUGCUGCACUACUGGGAGCGGAAGAGAAGACAAGUCCAAAAUUUGAAGAGCUUAAUAGAACUAUGCGAGAUCUGUGCAUCAAGGCUCAUACAUUGUGGAUACAGUGGUUAUCUGAUGAGCUUUCAGCUAUUCUCUUGCGUGAUCUUAGGAGUGAUGAUGGAUUAUCUGCUACAAAUCCUUUAAGGGGAUGGGAAGAGACAAUAGUGAAGCAAGAGCAGGACGAGAGUCAAUCUGAGUUGAAGAUAUCACUUCCAUCCUUGCCUUCGCUCUAUAUGAUUUCAUUUCUCUGUCGGGCAUCAGAAGAAAUUCAUCGAAUUGGAGGUCACGUACUGGAUAAGUCAAUUUUGCAAAAAUUUGCUUCAAGCCUGUUGGAGAAGAUCACCGUUAUUUAUGAGGAUUUCUUAUCUGCCAGGGAGGCCAACGAACCCCAAAUUUCAGAGAAAGGAGUUUUACAAAUUUUGCUAGAUUUGAGAUUUGCAUCUGACGUUCUUUCUGGGGGUGAUACAAGCACCAAUGUGGAAACACCAAAGAGCACAAUGAAUAGAUCGGCUUACAGGCGAAAGCAGGACCAACAGAAAACAAAGUUAGUUAGUAGAGGUCGCAUUGAUGGAGUGACCUCCCAACUAACCCAAAAGUUGGAUCCCAUAGACUGGCUCACGUACGAGCCUUAUCUUUGGGAGAACGAAAAGCAGUCAUACCUACGCCAUGCUGUACUCUUUGGUUUCUUUGUGCAACUAAACCGAAUGUACACAGAUACUGCGCAGAAACUAUCAACUAAUUCAGAAUCAAACAUCAUGCCAUGUUCCACAGUUCCUCGCUUCAAAUACCUUCCCAUAAGCGCUCCAGCUCUGUCUUCUAGAAGUACAAAUAAGGUCUCUAUUCCAGUUACAUCAAAUGGUGCUUUGUCAAGAAACUCAUGGAAUGCAUUUACGAACGAGCAAUCUCAAACAAGUGAUUUGGAAGAAAAUUCCAAUUUCGGCGUGGCUUUCAAGUCUUUCAUGCAGGAAAGCACAUUGAAACUGGGAUCAAUAUUAACUGAUGGACAAGUGGGAAUAUUCAAGGACAGAUCAGCAGCCGCUAUGUCAACAUUUGGCGAUAUACUACCGGCUCAAGCUGCCGGUUUACUCUCUUCUUUCACAAACACCAGGUCCGAGUGAUGAUGAUCACCAGUUUUGAGACUAAACUGUCAUUUUCAAC
Arabidopsis arenosa is the source of this 3337-nucleotide messenger RNA. NCBI's taxonomy places the organism in Eukaryota, Viridiplantae, Streptophyta, Magnoliopsida, Brassicales, Brassicaceae. The record is from the annotation of a GenBank genome assembly.